AUGGAAGGAACAGUGGUCCUCACCGGCGCCAACGGCUCUCUAGCCCUGGGCUUUGUCCAAGCCCUCUUGGAAACCCACCCCCAAAAAACAUUGGUUGCGACUGUCCGCAACCCAUCUCCAGAACAAGAUCCCAAUACCGAGAAACUUCUAGCACUCGCUGCAAGAUUUCCGAAAGCGAAAUUCCACCUCGAGACCCUCGACCUCGGCAAGCUGGCCAACGUGCGCUCCUUCGCAGACAAGCUCUCUCGUCUGAUUUCCUCUGGAGCACUUCCUCGCAUCUCGGCCGUCGUCUGCAACGCGGCCUCGAUUUCCUUCGAAGGAGGACAGAAAUUCACCGCCGAUGGCUAUGAAUCUACCUUCCAGGUGUGCCACCUCGCGCACUACUUGCUGAUCUUGAAGCUUCUCGGGAGCAUGAACCUCACCUCCGGCCGCAUUGUCAUGCUGGGCUCCAUCGCGCACUACCCAGAGAAAUCAAAUCCAUUGUGUUCGCUUCGACCACACUUUCCGGCUGAUAUGGAGGAGUUGCUCAGACCGGGGCCGGACCCCCCUGCCCUUGUGCACGAUAGGGGCUUCCAGCGAUAUGCCACGGCCAAGCUGGCUAAUGUCACGUUGGCGAACGAUCUCAAUCGAAGAUUGAAGAGGGAUGAUAGGCUAUCAAGCAUCACGGCGAUCGCGAUGGAUCCGGGUGGUCUACCGAGUGCGAGAUCGCAGGCUCAGCAGAAAAGGUCCACUCAAAGGAUCUUCGCGGUGAUCGACUUUCUCAUGCCUGUUCUAAAACACGUCACCACGAUGUUCCGGACCACGGAGGAUGCGGGACGUGAUCUAGUUGCUUUGAGUGUUGAUUCGUCUUUCCGGGGAAAGAGGGGUUACUAUAUGGGUCAAAAAGAAGACAUCCCUGCGGCUGUUAGUAUAAAUCCAGACGUACAAACAAAGCUGUGGGAUGCUUGCUGGGGGUGGUGUGGUCUUGCAGCUGAGGAUACUGUACUUCGAGAUGCUGCUCCUGAAAAAUGA
Aspergillus aculeatinus CBS 121060 is the source of this 1011-nucleotide messenger RNA. RefSeq names its product short chain dehydrogenase/reductase SDR. The record is from RefSeq and is a predicted model, not a curated record. The transcript is spliced from 2 exons. Bases 1 to 1011 code for a protein of 336 amino acids. Gene Ontology annotation, molecular function: 3-beta-hydroxysteroid 3-dehydrogenase (NADP+) activity. NCBI's taxonomy places the organism in Eukaryota, Fungi, Ascomycota, Eurotiomycetes, Eurotiales, Aspergillaceae. Gene Ontology annotation, cellular component: lipid droplet; endoplasmic reticulum membrane; mitochondrial outer membrane.